UUGAUUUGUUUUUAUUUUACUGGAAAUAAAAAUAAACUAGGGAAAUUUUCUUAUGUAUAUUUAUUUUAGAACUUAACGAGGCUAAUAUAAUCUUUGUAAACAAUGUUGUUGUUUAAAACACAUUCUAUCUACAUGGUAGUGAUUAGAAUUAGUCUUCCUGCCUCAUUAAAUUAAGAGUUAAUGAAUUAUAUUUUCCUGAAUUUUACGUAAUUUUCUUAUUUCAGCCUUAUUACUUCUUAUUUAUGUAACUGUCAAAGAACUUGCUGAGGGAAGGGGGGUGAAUACAGUACGGCUACGACUCGUUGCUUACAUAUAUAUAGAAAGGAAUAAUUUUCUAAGCAGGCAGUCGAACGAGCAACUUCUCUACUCACAUUACAGCUUCUAUCAUAAUGAAUAAAUUACUCUCUUUUGCUGUCUACUUUUUAACGACCUACUCAUUAGCAGCAGAGGCUAAAGAGAAUAAACAACCUGAAAAAAGAGGAAUUGUGGGCGGUAUCCAAGAAUUAGCAUACGGAUCUGGAAUCGGACUUGCUUCUGGAAUAAGUCUUACUCCGGAAACGGGUCUUGUUAGCUCUGGAAUAAGCCUUCCUUCAAAUAUUGUUACAUCUGGAGCAGGCCUGACGAAUGGACUUCAACUUUCUAGUAACACUCUAUCUUUAGGAAAUGCUGCAUCGUCUGGAAUCAGUCUUGCAUCAGGAAUCUCUUCGAUUGCCAGUCUUCCUGCGGCAACUACUUUAGCGACAGCAAGUGGUUUAUCUUCAGGAAUAAACCUCUCCGCUGCGAAUGGCCUAACUUCUGGAAUAAGUAUCUCUUCUGGAACUGCCAUUCCUUCUGGAAUCAGUUUGCCUACUGCAACAGGUCUUACUUCUGGAUUAGAUUUGAAAUCUGGAUUAGCACUGCCAACGCCUCAGACAGUAGCGGUUCCUGUGGAUCGCCCAGUGCCGGUUUCGGUUUCACAGGCGGUUCCUGUUCCAGUCGACAGGUUGGUACCUGUUACAGUGAAUCGUGCAAUUGCUGUUCCGGUCGAUCGGCCUUAUCCGGUAGCAGUCGACAGACCAGUCGCUGUUCCAGUACCGCAAGUAGUUACGGUGCCAGUUUCCCGCCCAGUACCAGUUCCAGUCCCAUCACCUUUCCCUGUACCUGUUGUCAGAAAAGUUUUCGUUCCAGUUCCACACCCGGUCACCGUUGUUAAAACUGUACCAGUACCUAUAGAUACUCAUCCGAUUGCUAACCAUUAUGGAGGUCAGUACGGAGUCAGCUCAGGAUACGCUACCGGACCACGCUUCGCCCCAGGACCUUACGGCAGCUUGCCGUUCUCAGGUAGGGAGUAUGGAGGCGGCUACAACGGGUACUCCGCUGUUCCAGCUGAACGACUCGUUUAUAUCUUAUUAGUCACUUCGCUGGCAGGAGCGGUAUCCGCCAUUGCUGGAAAAAGAAGCAUCUUCGAAAGCCUCGUUCCCGGUAUUAACAUUCCACCUCCUGAGUUUGGUUUGAGUUCAGACAUCGCAGUACAAUUUCCUUCUCAAGCAAUUGCUGUCCACGUGCCACACCCAGUUCCAGUUCCAGUUCCUCAUCCUAUCGUGGUUCCAGUUGAACGACCAGUUCCCGUCGCAAUCGACAGGCCAGUUCCAUAUCCGGUUCCUAUCAUCAAAAAAUAUUUUAUUCCUGUCCCAUUCAAAGUUGUAAAGCCCGUACCUGUUCCGGUUCCGACUCCAACUAUCCAAGAUGGGUCUGGAAGCGAUAGUGGUUCAGACUUAGAUGCCGGAUCGGAAAUUACUGCAGAAACCAAUCAUGUUUACACCAACCGAGUUAGUCGUACUGAAAUCGACAGUUUGGCCUCAGGAAAUAAUAGUGGAACCACUACUGCUGUUGUAUCUACCUCACCUGCAACCAGAGCUGCUAAACGAAACAGUUCCUUCAGGAUACACGUUAAAGAAACUUAA
Nezara viridula (southern green stink bug) is the source of this 1943-nucleotide messenger RNA. Lineage: Eukaryota; Metazoa; Arthropoda; Insecta; Hemiptera; Pentatomidae. The record is from the annotation of a GenBank genome assembly.